Molecule: messenger RNA, 3029 nt
Organism: Durio zibethinus
Lineage: Eukaryota; Viridiplantae; Streptophyta; Magnoliopsida; Malvales; Malvaceae
Product: 1,4-alpha-glucan-branching enzyme 1, chloroplastic/amyloplastic-like
Biological process (GO): carbohydrate metabolic process
Cellular component (GO): cytoplasm
Molecular function (GO): hydrolase activity, hydrolyzing O-glycosyl compounds; cation binding; 1,4-alpha-glucan branching enzyme activity
Source: RefSeq, a predicted model, not a curated record
ACGGGGUCUGGCGCUAAGCCUUUUGUGUCACACUUGCUCUCUGUUUAAACAAACUUUGCUUGCUUAAAGAGAGAUGGAGCUGAGAGGUUGAAUGCUGGACUGCAAGGGAUUGGGAAGAUGCUGGUUUCGUUGGGUCUCCUCGCUACGCCUUCUGCUUUUGGGUCUUUCGCACCUUUAUCAAACAACACCCGCACUUCGAGUUCCAAGGCAACCAAUCAUCAAAUCGCUAAACAACUAGCGGUUAAUUCUAGACGUGGAUCCCAAAAGUUGCUACGGCAAAUUGUAUUUCCAUGUAACUCAGUGUAUGGAAGGGUCAGUUAUGGUUCCCCAAUCUCAGCUGUUCUGAUUGAGGAUAGUUCCACAAUGGCAACCUCUGAGGAAGACACUGAAAACAUCGGUAUCUUGGGCGUUGAUUCUGCUCUCCGACCAUUUAAAGAUCACUUUGAAUAUAGAAUUAAGAAAUACGUGGACCAGAGAAAUCUCUUUGAAAAGUAUGAGGGAGGCCUUGAGGAAUUCGCAAAAGGUUAUUUGAAAUUUGGAUUUAACAGAGAAGAAGAUGGAAUUGUCUACCGUGAGUGGGCUCCUGCUGCUCAGGAAGCUCAACUUAUUGGAGACUUUAAUGGAUGGGAUGGUUCCAACCACAAGAUGGAAAAGAAUCAAUUUGGUGUUUGGAGUAUUAAAAUUCCUGAUUCUGGAGGAAAUCCUGCUAUUCCUCAUAAUUCAAGAGUCAAGUUUAGAUUCAAGCAUAGUGAUGGAGUUUGGAUAGAUAGGAUUCCUGCUUGGGUUAAGUAUGCCACUGUAGACCCUAACAGAUUUGGAGCACCGUAUGAUGGUGUGCAUUGGGACCCUCCUCCUUCAGAAAGGUAUGAAUUUAAGUACUCUCAUCCUCCAAAACCCAAAGCCCCAAGAAUAUAUGAAGCUCAUGUUGGAAUGAGUAGCUCGGAACUACGAAUUAAUUCAUACAGAGAAUUUGCUGAUGAUGUUUUACCUCGUAUUCGAGCAAAUAACUAUAAUACCGUACAAUUGAUGGCUGUAAUGGAGCAUUCCUAUUAUGCAUCAUUUGGAUACCAUGUUACCAACUUUUUUGCUGUAAGCAAUAGAUCUGGAACUCCUGAGGACCUCAAAUAUUUAAUUGAUAAAGCCCACAGCUUAGAUCUACAGGUCUUAAUGGAUGUUGUUCACAGCCAUGCAAGUAACAAUGUUACCGAUGGACUCAAUGGCUUUGAUGUUGGCCAAAGUUCACAGGAUUCGUAUUUUCACACUGGAGAAAGAGGUUACCACAAGUUAUGGGAUAGUCGAGUGUUUAAUUAUGGUAAUUGGGAAGUCCUUCGCUUCCUUCUUUCGAACUUGAGGUGGUGGCUUGAGGAGUUCAAAUUUGAUGGGUUUAGGCUUGAUGGAGUGACUUCCAUGUUGUAUCAUCACCAUGGCAUCAACAUGGCAUUCACUGGGAAUUACAAUGAGUAUUUCAGUGAGGCAACUGAUGCAGAUGCUGUUGUUUAUUUAAUGCUGGCCAAUUCUCUGAUACAUAGCAUCUUGCCAGAUGCGACUGUAAUUGCCGAAGAUGUUUCUGGUAUGCCUGGACUUGGUAGGCCUGUCUCUGAAGGGGGAAUUGGCUUUGACUACCGCCUGGCUAUGGCCAUCCCUGACAAGUGGAUUGAUUACUUGAAGAAUAAGAAUGAUGAAGAAUGGUCAAUGAAGGAUUUAUCCUGUAGCUUGACAAAUAGGAGACACACUGAGAAGUGUAUAUCCUAUGCUGAGAGUCAUGAUCAGUCUAUUGUAGGUGACAAGACACUAGCAUUUUUCUUAAUGGAUAAAGAAAUGUACUCUGGGAUGUCAUGUUUAACAGAUGCCUCUCCUAGCGUUGAGCGAGGGAUUGCACUUCACAAGAUGAUACAUUUUAUUACUAUGGCAUUAGGAGGAGAGGGCUACCUUAAUUUUAUGGGAAAUGAGUUUGGACAUCCUGAAUGGAUUGACUUUCCGAGAGAAGGCAAUGGGUGGAGUUAUGAAAAAUGCAGAAGACAGUGGAGCCUGGUGGAUACUGAUCACUUGAGAUACAAGUUCAUGAAUGCAUUUGACAGAGCUAUGAAUGCACUUGAUGAUAAAUUUCCAUUCCUUUCAUCAACAAAACAGAUAGUGAGCAGCACUGAUGAAGAAGACAAGGUUAUUGUCUUUGAGCGGGGAGAUCUGGUUUUUGUGUUCAACUUUCAUCCAGAGAAUACAUAUGAUGGGUACAAAGUGGGGUGUGACUUGCCAGGGAAGUAUAGAGUUGCCCUGGAUAGUGAUGCUUGGGAAUUUGGUGGGCUUGGAAGAGUGGGUCAUGAUGUGGACCAUUUCACAUCUCCUGAAGGAAUACCAGGUGUGCCUGAAACUAAUUUCAACAAUCGCCCUAAUUCUUUCAAAGUACUCUCGCCAGCUCGCACAUGUGUGGUUUACUAUAGAGUGGAAGAAAGUCCAGAAGAAACUAAUGAUGGCAACUUGGGCAGUGUCAAUGAGACAUUACAAGCCGAAUCAGCAAAGCAGGAGAAUAUUGAAGAGUUAGCUACCGUGGUUUAUCAGGGAGAAAGUCUCGGAGAAACUAAUGACUAUGACUUGGCUGGUGUCAGUGCAAAAUCGCCAAUAGAUGGAGCAAAGCAGGAAAAUAUUGAAGAACCAGCUUCUGUGCAAGGCAAAAGGAUUGUUGCAAGUAAACCAGAUGAUCCAGAACAGGAAGAAAAGAAGAUGGAGGAUGGAACAGUAGACGACUAAGCUUUUUGGCUCCAGCGCAACUCCAACAGAGCUAAAUAUAAUAAGCCUAUACGUGCUAGUGUGUUUUGAGAAUGAUAGCAGUUGUGAGGAGUAAGAAGGGAAUUUUGUUGGGGCUGUAAAUUUUACGUUGAGAAUAAUAUAGUCUGCUUAAUAACUAGUUAUGCUACAGAAAGAGAGAAGUCUAAUGAUCAGAGGGAAUAAAAAUCUGUGGAGCACUUGAAUAGUUCAUGGAGCUGAAAUAGUUUAAUAAAAUUGUCACGUCUAUCCUCAAAGCAUUGAAACUA